ACACAGGCAGAGGGAGGAGCAGGCUCCAUGCAGGGAGCCCGACGCGGGACUCGAUCCCGGGUCUCCAGGAUCAGGCCCUGGGCCCAGUGCAGGGGCCCAACCGCGGAGCCACCCGGGCCGCCCUCAUCAGGGUUUCAGAGCCGUCGCCACCGGCUUUGGGGCCUGAGGACUUUGAAAGGACCAGGUGGUUCCCAGAGACCCCCCAAGCGUGUCUCAUGGUCGACAUCACCCCGGAUGACAUCUUCACCGCCCCGUGCGUGGUGCAGGCCCAGAAGAAGAUCCGUUUAGGGCUGUGGAGCCAGAAGCUGGAGAAAGACCGCAUCCAGGCUUAAGAAUUGCCUUUGUGUCCUUGUCUCCUCGCCCUCCUCCCUUCCCGGAUACUGGGAGUGUGUGGCAUGCAUCCUGAUCAUCAGGAAGCACUAAAAAAGAACCGAGUGGUGCUAGCCAAACAGCUGUUGCUGAGUGAACUGUUAGAACACCUCCUGGAGAAGGACAUCAUCACCUUGGAAAUGAGGGAGCACAUUCAGGCCAAAGUGGGCGGUUUCAGCCAAAAUGUGGAACUUCUCAACUUGCUGCCCAAGAGGGGUCCCCAGGCUUUUGAUGCCUUCUGUGUGGCCCUGAGGGAGACCAAGCAGGGUCACCUGGAGGAUCUGUUGCUCACAACCCUCUCUGGUCUUCAGCAUGGACUCCCACCGUUGAGCUGUGACUACGACUUGAGUCUCACCUUCCCGAUGUGUGAGUCCUGUCCCCCUCAGAAACAGCUUCGCCUGUCUCCAGAUACUGUGGAACACUCCCUAGACAACGGAGAUGGUCCUCCUUGCCUUCAGGUGAAGCCUUGCACUCCCGAGUUUUAUCAAACACACUACCAGCUGGCUUAUAGGUUACAGUCUCGGCCUCGUGGCCUGGCACUGGUGCUGAGCAAUGUGCACUUCACUGGAGAGAAAGACCUGGAAUUUCGCUCUGGAGGGGAUGUGGACCACAGCACUCUGGUCACCCUCUUCAAGCUCUUGGGCUACAAAGUCCAUGUUCUACUUGACCAGACUGCACAGGAAAUGAAAGAGAAGCUCCAGAAUUUUGCCCAGUUGCCUGCCCACCGUGUCACUGACUCCUGCAUUGUGGCACUUCUCUCUCAUGGCGUGGAGGGAGGCAUCUAUGGUGUGGACGGCAAACUGCUUCAGCUUCAGGAAGUUUUUCGGCUCUUUGACAAUGCCAGCUGCCCAAACCUACAGAACAAGCCGAAAAUGUUCUUCAUCCAGGCCUGCCGUGGAGAUGAAACCGACCGUGGGGUCGACCAGCAAGAUGGAAAGAACCACAUGGGAUCCUCUGAGUGCGAGGAGAGUGACGCCAGCAAAGAGGAGUUGCUGAAAACCCGACUGCCCACACGCUCAGACAUGAUCUGUGGCUAUGCCUGCCUCAGAGGGACUGCUGCCAUGCGGAACACCAAACGGGGUUCCUGGUACAUUGAGGCCCUCACUCAAGUGUUCUCCGAGAGGGCUUGUGACACGCACGUGGCCGACAUGCUUGUGAAGGUGAACGCGCUCAUCAAGGAGCGUGAAGGCUACGCCCCCGGCACCGAGUUCCACCGCUGCAAGGAGAUGUCUGAGUACUGCAGCACCCUGUGCCGGCACCUCUACCUGUUCCCAGGACACCCUCCCACGUGAUGCCGUCCCCACCGCCCUGCCACAUGGAGGCUGCUGGACCAUUGGAGGCCUGAUGGAGCCUCUUUUCUUCCGAUGCACGGUUUCUGUUCUCCCUCAGGGAUUGGGAGUCUCUCAGGCUUGUGGAGUAUGCCUGUCAUCUCUGCCUUGUCGUGCAGGACCACAGGCCAGCUCCUCCUGUGGAAGCUCCCUUCCUGUAGAGCCAGGUCUGGCUGGACCGCUUGUCAGGAGUGUUUGGCUGCUGCAGAGGAGCCUGGCCAACAAUAUAAUGAACACAGUGUCUUUAUGGGGAGAGGGCCUGUGGGUUUCCCUCACUGUUUGCAUUCGGUUCCUGCCCCCAAGGCUUUUGUAGACCGGCACUUUGGUAAUUAUUUUUAUUACAUUAGCUAAGAUGUUUCAGAGACCAUCUCCUGUCUUUUGUUUCUUCCCUAUUCCAACCCCAUUUAUACCAGACUGAGUGUUUGGAAGGUGUCCUGAUUUCAGCGUAGGCAUUUUUUGUUUAGUCUCAGGACAAAUGGGACUGGCGGCAAGGUGCCACCAAGGGCGUGGUGGUGACCUGUGUGCCCCCUUGCAGUACCACAAGGCCACCCAGUGGAAGGCAGUGUUGUCCGCUCCACUCUCAGUUCCUUUGGGCUCUAGGAAUCCAGCCUCUCAGCAGAGUUUACAGCAUGGACACCUUGUACCUGGAACUCACUGAUCUUUGCCUGGGGAAGUUCCAAAGAUCUUCUAAUCAGUUAUUCUCUCUCUCAGCUUUGUUAUUGAAGUGAACCUCAGCAGAGAGUACUAGUGGAGGCAGAUAAAAGUGGUACUCUUCCUCAUACCUUGUAACCUGUCACCUUAUCUUUUGCUUCCUCUGAAGUGUCUUUUUCUAAAAAAAAGCAUCCUAGUUGUUAUCUCCCUACUUCCUCUUUCUCCCCUUUCUCCCCUUCAUCUCUCCCUUCAUCCCAUUUACUGCCGCCACCAAAUCAGUCUAGAAAAUACUGCUUAAUUGGAUCAUUUGGCUGCUUGUAGAUAUAAUGUAGUAGCUUUUUCCUGCUUUCUGUUUCAGUAUUAAAUCCCCUUUGAUUUCAUAUGGCCUGUGUCCCCUUCUCCUAUGUCUCCAUCUUAGAGAAGCUGUUGCUCUAUGUGCUAUGUACCCUAGAAGCCUUUAUCUGUGCCAUGUAUCUGCUUUUCCUGUUCUUCGGGCCUUCUCUUGUGCUUCUAUUCUUGCCCCCUCCAGUCUAAUCUAGGACAGAUUUUGGUUUGGGUUUUGUUUUUUUUUUAAGGAUUUUUUUUAUUAUUUAUGAGAGAGAGAGAGAGGCAGAGACACAGGUAGAGGGAGAAGCAGGCUCCAUGCAGGGAGCCUAACGUGGGACUCGAUCCCGGUCUCCAGGAUCACGCCCUGGGCUGAAGGCACAAAACCAAUCAGCCACCCGGGCUGCCCUGGUUUGGGAUUUUUAAGUAUAAAUCUGAUCAUACCACUCCCCUGCUUUUAUUUCUUUUACACCUGAAGUAAGGUGCAGACUCCUAACUUUUUGCCUGCAGGGCCCUUACCUUCCUCUUGAACCUCGGAAAAGGCUGAUUUCCAAGUGACUGCCCCAGCGCCGUCCUCAGUUUCUCAAACAUUCUGAGCUCUAUCCUACCCUGGACCAUCGCAGACACUCUUCUGGGGUCUACUGAACUCCACUCCUCACAAGUCUUGGCUUAAAUGCCACCUUCUUGAGAAGGCCUUCCCAGGCCAUUCUAUCUCUAAAUAACCUUCCGUGUUCUUCCUGUUUAAUUGCUUCAUUGCACUUAGCAUGAUUUAUAAUUAUGUAUUUGCUUGCUUCACUUGUUCAUUUCUGUCUCCAUUACUAGGUUGUAAGCUCCCUUAGGAUAGAAACCUUGUCUCUUUUGUUCACCAGUAUAUACCCAGUGCCUGGCACAUGGUAGGUCUUCAUUAAAUGUUUUUGGGUGAUGGAAGGAAAAAAGCAACCCUAGCUAGAAUCCUAUUUUUGGACAAAACUUCCCUUUAACAGUAUAUACAGUUUAGUAUUUAUACUUUGGGUUUUUCCAUGUGUUUUGUUUUAUCCACUGAUACUGCUAACUCGGGAAGACAGAUAUCAUGUGUCAGACAAUGUCCUCCAUGUCUCGCAUGGUCCCUGGCACAGUGCUCAGCCUGUAGUACUUCAGGUGCUCAGUUAAUACUUGUUCUGUGAGCUGGGUGAUUUGGAGACUUGUUGCCGAGCCCUACCCUUGGGUCAGUAUCAUAUGGAAGUAUUUGGGUUAUAGAACCUUUCCACUUCCCACUGCCAGGAUUUUACAUUGCCUUCAGGUGCCAAAUAAAUGCUCAUAUUUAUUCUGA
Messenger RNA from Nyctereutes procyonoides (raccoon dog), 3981 nucleotides. It is a transcript of the gene CASP2, whose product is annotated as caspase 2. Gene Ontology annotation, biological process: regulation of apoptotic process; proteolysis. The transcript has 11 exons. Bases 396 to 1661 code for a protein of 421 amino acids. The record is from RefSeq and is a predicted model, not a curated record. Gene Ontology annotation, molecular function: cysteine-type endopeptidase activity. Lineage: Eukaryota; Metazoa; Chordata; Mammalia; Carnivora; Canidae.